CCCCCACCAACCACAAAUACCCCCAAUCUUCACUCACUGACAAUUACCCCCAACCCCCCACUGAGCCCUCCGACGUUCACCUGCCCUCCCCGGCCAGGGGUUCCCUGGCGCAGGCACGGUUUCGGUGAGGAGACCACGAGAGGGCGGGGCACGGGGAGAGAGAGGGGGCGGAGAGCGAUCGGGCGCCAUGCGAAUGCAGCUGGUUGGCUCUCGUUGUCGCUGCGGCUGGGGAGUGGCUUUGUGCCCGGGGUGGGAGGGGCGAUCUUCCCGUUGUCUCCCCACCCCACCUCCCACUGUCCAGGAGGGAAUGACUCCAACGGGAUCAUCUCCACCCAGGCCGUCGCUGUCUGCCAUGUCGUUCCCAACAGCCACCGGGGAGUGAGCGCGCUCAGUAACGUCACCGGACUCAUCCGCAUCCAGGCGAAGAGACAGAACGGGACGGAGGUGAGGUUGGAUCUGUCGGGAUUUCCGGGAGACCAGGGAGCACACGGAAUUCACGUUCACGAGUUCGGGGACCUGAGCGAUGGCUGUGAAUCACUGGGUGGGCACUUUAACCCACACCACAGGCAGCACGGCAGCCACGCUGGGGAUCUUGGGAAUUUCCGCCCUGGACCAGACGGUUCUCUCCAUGAGACUCUGACCGGAGUCAGGCUCCAACUGAAGGGGGCGCACUCCAUCAUUGGCCGAUCUAUCGUGGUCCACGAGAACGAAGACGACAUGGGUGUCCUGGAGGUGGUCGGGAGCCGCGACCACGGCAACGCCGGGCGGCGCCUGGCCUGCUGCAUCAUCGGGCACGGCAACAGCCGCCACUGGCCCUCGGAACCGCCCACGCCCAGUGGCAGCUGGGUGUCUGAGGCCCGGCUAAGCGAGUUCCCAAUCUGGGGACGCGUCCACGAGAACGAAGACGACAUGGGUGUCCUGGAGGUGGUCGGGAGCCGCGACCACGGCAACGCCGGGCGGCGCCUGGCCUGCUGCGUCAUCGGGCACGGCAACAGCCGCCACUGGCCCUCAGAACCGCCCACGGGUGUCUGAGCCCCCGAGACGCGAGUUCGUCGCGGGGGAGGGGGGGUCCCGGGGUGUGGGUGGGGGUCAGGGGCGUGACUGCGGAAGGGAGUUCCCCCCCCCCCACAUCCCUCGGUUCACCGUCGAGGAGUUUUCCGGGUGGUGAGACCCCGUGGCAUUGCUCCCCGUGCGAGCGGCGCACAUUCCUGGAACGGCCGAUUGGAGGGGGGGUCGGGUGAAGUGUUAAAGGCCGCCUAUCACCGUGGCGACCCUCAGGAAAGGGGGCCCUCCCUGGGCCUUGCUCCCCCUCGUCUCCCCCACCCCCAUUAAAACAGACAAGAAAAGUGAAA
Hemiscyllium ocellatum (epaulette shark) is the source of this 1352-nucleotide messenger RNA. RefSeq lists its product as uncharacterized. Gene Ontology annotation, biological process: removal of superoxide radicals. Gene Ontology annotation, molecular function: copper ion binding; superoxide dismutase activity. The annotation marks the transcript as partial. Lineage: Eukaryota; Metazoa; Chordata; Chondrichthyes; Orectolobiformes; Hemiscylliidae. The transcript has 5 exons. The record is from RefSeq and is a predicted model, not a curated record.